AUGUAUUUCCCUCGGAAUCAUCGCUAUCACAAAGUACUUUUGUACUUGAUGGCUGUCGAGCUGCCGUUUACCAUUGUUAUCCUUACACUCACUGGAAUCGCUUCUCACAAUCUAUACCGGACGAAACUGUGGCAGGAUGGCGCAGACAACGGCUUCAACAGUUCCCCCGAUGAGCAGUUGUAUGCGGCUGCCAAUUAUCGGCCUUAUAAGGUGCCUACGGUCUGGAGCGAAUUCAUCACGGAUUACAACCUAGUACUUGGUGUUUUAAGCACGUUUUUCUUGAUCACCAAAGUCCCUAUACACUUCCUUCGACUGUUUUAUCCGCCCUUGUCGGUUAUUGUCCACGGGGGUCUUGUUGCAGUAUACAUCGCCUCAGCUCGGUACCAAGCCGGCCCUGAUAUGUCGGAUCCCGCGCACCCGCAGCCCGGUGCGCCGUGGUACAUCACGAAGAAGUGCACCGUCGCUGCGAAUAAGGACAACAUCAAUUACUGUCGCCAGUCGAAGGCCCUGUUUGCGUUCACAAUAAUAAUCAUCGUCCUCUAUUUUGUCGAGUUCGUUCUGAGUAUCCAUUCCUGCGUUCUGACUCCGGAGGAGCGCGCGGAACGAUUAGAAAAGGCGGAAGAGAAGAGAACCUGGAAGGAAUAUGAAGAAGCUGUUCUCAAGUCUCCCGCAAUGAUUCCGAUGAGCCCAGCUUAUCCACAGGGCAUGCCUGCUAUGACACCCCGUAGCCUUGCCUUCAACCGAUUAGGAGGAGACAAUUCAUCCGACCUACCUCUUCGGGAAUAUCUCGGCGGCUCAAAUCCCCGCCACUCGAUGCAGCAGGAGUCGUCGGCGGAGACUCUCGCAUCAGGGCAAUACGCCCAGACUGGGGCAACGGCCCAGUCUCAGCCUCAGAUGUAUUUCCCUCCGCCUCCCAAGAAGGCCGCCAAAACGUGA
This is a messenger RNA of Aspergillus lentulus, 936 nucleotides long. RefSeq lists its product as uncharacterized. The record is from RefSeq and is a predicted model, not a curated record. Lineage: Eukaryota; Fungi; Ascomycota; Eurotiomycetes; Eurotiales; Aspergillaceae.